AUGGUCAAGUCCAAGUCCCCAGCAAAAGCUCACUCCGCGCCGUCGGCCAAGCGUUCGAAGAAAUCCCACAAUAAACCAAGCUCUUCCUCCCAACCCUCCACCGCAAAGCAAGAACGAAAAGCAGUAGACCCUACCACCCUAGCAUGGUCGGCGGUGCAUCUGCCUUCCGAAGCUCAAUCUGGAGGAGCUGGUCUCACUGAAUCCGACUAUUUCCAUACUCUUGAUUGGAAUGAUGAUGAUUUUAUGGGCCUACAGGAGAUUGAUCAUGUUGAUGUGUUGCAGGAGGAACGUCCGGAUGGGUCGCGGACCAUUAGUUUCCUCGCAAGCGAAAAGAUGCUCAAGGACAAGCGCAAGCAGAAACAAGGUGCUGCAUCUUCAACUCCCCCAUCAGCUGCAGUGGAGAAGCAGACGCAGAAGCGAAAGGCGAAAAAGAAUAACAAGAGGAGCAUUGAGGAGGUUCUUUCCGAUGUCGAGCCAGAGACCACACAAUCCAUUGGUACCGAGGUUAGUCACUUCAUCACCCAGGCAGAGGAUGAGUCGGAUGACGAAUACGAAACAGCAGCAGACGUGACCAUGCCCGCCGCUGACGAUGCUGUUGAAGAACAAGACGACAGCAACGACGACGACUCGCAUCUAGAUCUCGACGAUGACGACCUCGCUGAAGCCUUGCGCAAUGCCCACCAGCUCGAUCUUCAAGACGACCAAGGAGAUGUUGACGAAUUCGACGAUCAACUUCUCCCCGCCUGGUCGCACCUUCCUUUACAUCCCGCUCUCAAGCGUGCCCUUGCUCACAAAGGCUUUACAAAACCCACCGAGAUCCAAGAUCGUUCGCUCCCAUUCGCACUCGGUCUGCAAUCCCAACAAGAAGCAGAAUCCUCCAUCGACGAUUCGCAUGAGGACGCAAAACAAGCCACCGCCACCUCGAGCUCGCAAAAGAAGCGUGAUGUCGUUGGAGUCUCCCAAACCGGUAGUGGUAAGACUCUCGCAUAUGGUCUGGCCAUUCUCAACCAUCUUUUUGAGAAUGCAGAGAAUGCAAUCGCCUCCUCCUCUUCGCGUCGAAAUGCGCUCGAACAAGUGCCGCCUCCUCUGGGAGCUCUCAUCCUAUGCCCCACCCGCGAGUUGGCACUUCAAGUCUCUUCCCACCUCACUGAGAUCGUUCGUGCGAGCUGUAUCAUCUCUGCCGACGACGAUGAUGACCAGGCCGAAAUUUCGCACAAGAAACUACUCGGUCGACCGCAAAUCGCCGUAGUUUGCGGUGGAAUGUCGGAACAAAAACAGCGUCGUCUCCUCCAAGGUCGUUCUCGCGCAAGCGAUCGUCAAUCCGGCGUGGACAUUAUCAUCGCCACUCCCGGUCGACUCUGGGAGAUGACCAGGUUAGACGAUCAUCUAGCAGCUCGGAUCAAACAGACGCGUUUCCUCGUGCUCGAUGAAGCCGAUCGAAUGGUGCAAGUCGGACACUUUGCAGAGAUGGAACAUAUCCUCAACCUAGUCAAUCGCACCGAAGCUCGUCAUCCUGUCCCAGGCAAAGAUGGCCAACAACACCAACCGCACCACCACCAAUCCGAUUCGGAAUCUGAGAGAGAGGUGCAGACGCACCGAGUCAAGCCAAGUUGCAACAUGCAAACCUUUAUCUUUUCCGCCACUCUCAGCAAGACUCUUCAGAUCAACCUCAAAAAGCGUCGCAAGCUUAAACAGUUGACAAAGAAACGUCAUUGCAAACGUAAUGCCAACUCUACCACGCUCGACGAGCUCGUGUCUCGUAUAGACUUUCGCGAUCCCACCCCUGCAGUUAUCGAUUUGACUCGCGCUCAGGGUAUGCCGCAGGGAUUGAUGCAGACCAAGUUGGAAUGUGUCCGCAAAGAUAAAGAUUUAUAUCUCUACUAUUUUCUUCUUCGUUACCCUGGUCGCAGUUUGGUGUUUGUUAAUUCUAUUGAUGCAAUUCGUCGGUUGACCCCUUUGCUUGGGGAACUUGGUAUUAGGUCUUAUCCUAUACAUAGUCAGUUGCAACAGAAACAACGCUUGAACAACCUCGAUCGGUUCAGUUCUUUCUCUCUGCACUCAACACCGCAUUCAGCGAAAGGAAAAGGAAAAGAUGGAGGCCGGGUGAAAAACUGCAUAUUACUAGCAACCGAUCUCGCUGCACGAGGACUCGACAUUCCCAGCGUAGACCACGUCGUACAUUACCAACUGCCACGAUCUGCCGAUACAUAUAUCCAUCGAUGUGGUAGAACUGCCAGAGCUGGUAGCAGCGGUGUUUCACUAGCACUCAUCGAGCCGAAAGAGAAGCAGUUGUGGGGGAAACUUUGCCGUUCGUUUUCCAGCAAGCCGGAUAUGCCAAAUUUUCCGAUUACCUUUUCAACACUAGCACUGUUAAGGGAGAGGGUGGAAUUGGCCUUGAAGAUAGAUAAGCAGACGCAUAUGGUGAACAAACAGACACAUGACAGUAAUUGGUUGGCAAAACUCGCUGAGGAUGCCGACCUUGAUCUGGAGGAGGAAUAUGUACAUCCAGAUGCUCCUAUCAGUUCGAGAAAGCGAGCGAGCGGAGCGGGAGAGGGCAAUUUGAACCAACUCAAAUCCAAACUAGCCGAGUUGUUAAGUAGACCAGUGACGACCAUAGGGUUGUCGCAUAGAUAUCUAACUGCGAACGGAGUCGAAGGCAGUGGUUGGGUGCAAGAUCUUGUGAAUGCCGAGACAAGUCAUAGUGAGAUUGUCGGCCUAAGGCCGAGCGAUGCAAUAGAUGAUGUUUUAAGAGGGAGACAGACUACUCCCAAAAGGACCAAGCAAAAAGUUCCUCCCCAAAAGGAGAUGCCAAAAAAGAACAAGGUCGAUCAAACUCCUAUUGCGAAGAACAAGGUGGAAGCUAAAACAGCGAACAAGAAAACUGCCAACUUGCACAAGCGUCAAAAGUAA
Molecule: messenger RNA, 2910 nt
Organism: Ustilago hordei
Lineage: Eukaryota; Fungi; Basidiomycota; Ustilaginomycetes; Ustilaginales; Ustilaginaceae
Exons: 1
Coding region: 1-2910 (969 amino acids)
Cellular component (GO): nucleolus
Molecular function (GO): nucleic acid binding; ATP binding; RNA helicase activity
Source: RefSeq, a predicted model, not a curated record